Messenger RNA from Sinocyclocheilus anshuiensis, 1857 nucleotides. Its product is annotated as von Willebrand factor A domain-containing protein 5A-like. NCBI's taxonomy places the organism in Eukaryota, Metazoa, Chordata, Actinopteri, Cypriniformes, Cyprinidae. The transcript is spliced from 15 exons. The record is from RefSeq and is a predicted model, not a curated record. Bases 1 to 1734 code for a protein of 577 amino acids.
AUGUGUUGUUUGUGUGUGCAGGUGAAUCUGAGUCCUGGUCACAUGUUUGAUAAGGACGUUGAGUUGUUUGUGUACUAUCAGGAUACCCAUCAGCCCUCUGCUAUAGUGGAGGCAGGAGUGGCCACUGCUCCACCAGGUUCUCUGAUGAGGGACCCAGUGGUCAUGAUAAGUUUGUACCCAGAGUUCCCAGAAGAAUUGAUGAAAUCACUGGCAACUCAAGGCGAGUUUGUUUUUGUGAUUGACAGAUCCGGCAGUAUGGGAGUCAUGAUGAAUCAAGGGAAAGGAGCACAAAUGCGCAUAGAAAGUGCAAAGGACACUCUGCUGUUACUGUUGAAGAGUCUGCCCAUGGGAUGCUACUUCAAUAUCUAUGGAUUUGGCUCUAAUUUUGAGUCCUUCUUCCCUCAGAGUGUUGAGUACAAUCAGGACACAAUGGAUCAGGCUCUGAAGAGAGUGAAGGAAAUUAAAGCAGACAUGGGCGGCACAGAGAUAUUACAGCCUCUAAAACACAUUUACAGUCAGCCCUGUUACCCCGAUCACCCCAGACAGCUGUUCGUCUUCACUGAUGGAGAGGCGGUAGACACUAAAGAGGUGCUGGAUCUGGUGAAAAGUCACGCUCACUCUCACAGGUGUUUCUCAUUGGGGAUUGGUGAGGGUGCGAGUGCCGCCCUCAUCACAGGAAUGGCCAGGGAGGGAUCUGGUCACGCUCAGUUCAUCACAGACACCGACCGCAUGCAGCCCAAAGUGAUGCAGUCGCUCAGGUUUGCGCUGCAGCCCGCUGUGCUUAAUAUCUCUGUGGAUUGGACCCUUCCAGAUGAUGUUACUGUUGACACACUGUCUCCACCCAUCAAUGUACUCUUCCAGGGUCAAAGGACACUCAUUUAUGCCCAACUUAAAGGAGAAAGUUCAGGAGGCUCUGAGGGAACAGUGACAGUCAAAUACAGUCUUAAAGAUCAACCAGUAACAAACCAGCUCCACUUCUGCCUCAAACCAACAGAGGAAACACAGUUGUCUAUUCACCGGCUGGUGGCUCGGACACUGAUCCGUUCUCUGGAGCAGAAGGAGAGGUCAGGUGCUGCAGAUGUUGAGGGCAUCAGGAGCAGGAUGGUGGAGCUCAGUGUUCAGGCAGGAGUGAGCUGUGUUCAUACAGCCUUCAUUGCUGUGAAUAAAGACAGCAGACAGACUGUGAAAGGACCCCUGCUGAAGAGAAGAGUGCCAACAUACGAUUCCCUGAUGGAAGCAAAUUGUGAUUUACUUCUAAAAUGUUCCCUGGCAGCAUAUGCAUUUGCAGAGAUCCAGAAUUUAUUCCGCCGUCGUUCUAAGAAGCCUGUGUUCUGUUCCAUGUCUGCUCCCAUAGAGAAACAAACUCAUCUACAUCUUGAACAGGCUGAGGCUGCUCCUGAGCUCCAGAAGGACCCGUCACUGCAGCUGGUUUCUCUCCAAAAGGCGUCAGGCUGCUGGGAUCUGGACGCCACACUGGCUGAUGUGUUUGGGAAGACGGAGGAUGAGCUGACCAAUCAGAAACCAGCACAGGUGGAUGGGUCAGUAUGGGCCACUCUCCUGGCUCUGAUCUGGUUAUACGGCUGUAAAAUAGAGCAGCAGGUGGAGUGGCAGUUUGUGGCCAUGAAGGCAGCGUCAUGGAUCGGCUCUCAGAAAGUGGGAGAUCUGUCUCAGUGUGUGUGUGUGGGGAAUGUCCUGCUCGGAUGUCAGGUGACCAAAGAGACUCUGGGAAUCUGAAGAUGUCAGUGUUUCUACAUCCUGAUCCGUCAGAAGGCCAAAGAACAGAUACGGUUUCAUUUAUCGUUAAUCCGUUACUUGUUUCAUAACAUUUAGUCAAUUUUUAGUUGCUCAAAUCUACAG